Molecule: messenger RNA, 1350 nt
Organism: Anguilla anguilla (European eel)
Lineage: Eukaryota; Metazoa; Chordata; Actinopteri; Anguilliformes; Anguillidae
Gene: pop7
Product: POP7 homolog, ribonuclease P/MRP subunit
Exons: 3
Coding region: 351-803 (150 amino acids)
Biological process (GO): tRNA 5'-leader removal
Cellular component (GO): nucleolar ribonuclease P complex; nucleus; ribonuclease MRP complex
Molecular function (GO): nucleic acid binding
Source: RefSeq, a predicted model, not a curated record
GCUCACCAAACUUCAACAAAAAAUACAAAAAGGAGAAGUUUAUCCUGCUCUUCCUCUCUCGUUCCUCCUCCUCUUCACAGCAGACGGGAUUCCGCUCGGUGGUCCUGGGGACAGAGAUGAAUGUGGCGGAGGUCAUUUGGCCAACCUAUGAGCGUCGCUGUUGGACUGCUUCCCAGUGGAUAUGACGUCAUACACACUUCCGUUCCACCGUUCGGCGCUGCGGCUCAGUCACUACGGAUUCUGCAUCUGAAUCGGAGAAAAGCAAUUUCCAAACCAACAUUGUUUCUUGGGACCGCUGAACAAUUAUCCUUUGCGUCUGUUUGUGAAGCAAGCGUUGCCCUCUCUGUGAAAUGGCGGAGCCUUGCAGUCCAGCCGCCAAGUGUCUGGCGCAGAGCGCGGCGGCGGGGGGCGAGGGCCCGGGGGUGGAGAUGGACCCGGUGGAGUUCACCCUCCGGAAGCGUCUGCCGCGGAAACUGCCCAAGCGCCGCAACGACGUCUACGUCAACAUGAAGACGGACUUCCGGGCGCAGUUGGCGCGCUGCCAGAAGCUGCUGGACGGCGGCGGGCAGAGGGAGAUCUGCGUCCACGGGCUCGGGCUGGCCAUCAACCGCGCCAUCAACAUCGCGCUGCAACUGCAGGCGUCCAGCCAGGGGGCGCUGCAGCUGGCCGCCAACACCUCUACCGUGGAGCUGGUGGACGACCUGGAGCCGGAGGAGGCGGGGCUCGGGGGGGCGGAGCCACUCACCCACACACGCAACAACUCGGCCAUUCACAUCAAAGUGUACUACCCCGACCCGCAGUGACCACGGCAACUGGCCACACCCCACCUGUCCUGUGCCAGAGGGAGGCCACACCUUCCCAAAGACCCUCAGCAGUUUUGGGCCAAGGAGGGGUGGCUCGUCGGCCUGUUGGGAGCUGAAAGGUAAAUUAACUGUAAAUGGUUUACAGAAAAGACAGUCAUUUGAUUGACAGAGACACAGGACAGAACUCCUCCCCUCCCGUUGUCACAUCCUGUUAUGUGUGAGGCUGCAGCUGCAGCUCCUUGUGUAAUGAAUGGAUGCCGUUACGAUGUAAUGUUUGUGACACUGAGCUGUAGUGUGCAGUCGGGCUGUUGCUGUGUCUCAGUAACUCGGACUCCAGCGCUGGAACAUGGUGACCGUCCUGCGUGCCGUUCACUAGCUUUGGUUUGCAGUUUUAUUUGGGCAAGAUGAAUGUAUGCGUCCAGCAUCAUGUAGAAUUUACAGUCCAGUGUUGAUGCUAAAUGGAUUCUCAGUUUUCUGUUUGCAAAUGUGUUGUGGUUUGUAGUUGUGCCAAUCCUGAGCUGAACAGAAUAAAAUGUGUCAAAAAGAA